Molecule: messenger RNA, 1691 nt
Organism: Dioscorea cayenensis subsp. rotundata (Guinea yam)
Lineage: Eukaryota; Viridiplantae; Streptophyta; Magnoliopsida; Dioscoreales; Dioscoreaceae
Product: ADP-ribosylation factor GTPase-activating protein AGD2-like
Exons: 15
Coding region: 102-1691 (529 amino acids)
Cellular component (GO): cytoplasm
Molecular function (GO): protein binding; GTPase activator activity
Source: RefSeq, a predicted model, not a curated record
UAGAGCUCCGUGUUCAUUUUUCUGAGAUCUGGAAAGGCACAGCAGGUAUCCGAGAACAAGUGCAAGAAGGCAAGAGAAAGGGGGAAGAUUGAGUCGACGACAUGGGGGCUUUCAUAAAUCUGGAGGAUUCCCCAAUGUUAAGGAAGCAGAUGUAUACAUUUGAACAAACAGCUGAUGAAUUGAAGGAUCGUUGCCAAAAGCUUCAGAAAGGGUGUAAGAAAUUUAUGUUUUCACUUGAAGAAGGAUAUGAUGGAGACCUUGCUUUUGCAGAUUCUUUGGAAGCAUUUGGUGCUGGGCAAGAUGAUCCAAUCAGUGUCUCCAUAGGAGGGCCUGUUAUGUCAAAAUUCACAACUGCAUUUAGGGAACUUGGCACGUACAAGGAACUUCUUCGCUCACAGGUUGAGCAUAUGCUAGCCGAUCGUUUAACGCAGUUCAUGAAUGCAGAUGUACAAAAUGCCAAGGAUUCUCGCCGACGUUUUGAUAAGGCUUCACUUGCUUAUGAUCAGGCACGUGAAAAAUUUAUGUCACUUAAAAAGGGGACUCGAGCAGAGGUGGUUACUGAGUUAGAAGAGGAUCUUCAUAAUUCAAAGUCAGCCUUUGAGAGAUGUCGAUUUAAUCUAGUCACUGCUCUUUCAAAUGUUGAAGGAAAGAAAAAAUAUGAGUUUUUGGAAUCUGUUAGUGCAGUAAUGGAUGCUCACAUGAGAUACUUCAAGCAGGGAUAUGAGUUAUUAAGCCAGAUGGAGCCAUUCAUUCAUGAGGUUUUAACAUAUGCUCAACAGUCAAAAGAAAUGGCUAGCAUUGAACAAGACAAACUUGCACAGAGAAUCCAAGAGUUCAGAACUCAGGUUGCGCUAUCCAACCUUAGAUCUUCCAGUAAUAUAGAGGCAUCAACCAGUGGUGACGGUAUUCAUGUUGUUGGUAUUAAUUCAUACAAAAAUAUAGAAGCAUUGAUGCAAUCUACUGCACAAGGAGAGGUUCAAACAAUAAAGCAAGGUUAUCUUCUUAAGCGGUCUUCAAAUUUAAGAGGAGACUGGAAGAGGAGAUUUUUUGUACUUGACAGCCAUGGGACUUUGUACUAUUACAGAAAUAAGUUGAAGCAAGGUUCUCAAUCACAGCAAUCAGCUGGUGUUUUGGAACAUGGCAGUGGUGUUUUUAGUCGAUUCAGAUUCUCCCACCAAAGGUCUUCAUCUCUAGGUGAUGAUCACCUUUGGUGCCGCACUGUUGAUCUACGGACUUCAACUAUAAAAAUUGAUGCAGAACAAACAGAUCUGAGAUUUUGCUUUAGAAUAAUUUCUCCAAUGAAAGCAUAUACAUUGCAGGCUGAAAAUGCUGCAGAUCGGAUGGAGUGGAUUGAGAAAAUUACAGGAGUUAUAGCCUCACUUUUGAAUUCUAAUUAUGUGAAACAGCCUUCUCCUAGAAGAGUGUACAUGGGCAGCAGUAGUUUUCAUAAUGCAAAAGAUUAUGAUUCACUUUUGCUGAAUCACAACCACAAUAUGAUCUCCAAGGACAAUGUUAUUAUCAAACAGCAUGACAGUGUACUUAGGCUUCUGAGAAGUAUUCCUGGAAAUGAUGCUUGUGCAGAAUGUGGAGCUCCUGAACCUGAUUGGGCUUCCUUGAAUCUGGGGAUUCUGAUAUGCAUUGAAUGCUCUGGUGUUCACCGGAAUCUUGGAGUUCAUAUUUCGAAGGUGUGA